This is a messenger RNA of Miscanthus lutarioriparius, 873 nucleotides long. The record is from the annotation of a GenBank genome assembly. Lineage: Eukaryota; Viridiplantae; Streptophyta; Magnoliopsida; Poales; Poaceae.
AUGGCGAAGCAAUUCUCCAGUCUGCAAGAGGCGGUAUCGACUACGCUCGACAAGCUCCAGGACCUUGAAGCGUGGCGUACCGUGGUGGAGACGUCCAUGGGAUCUAUGGUGCAGCAGUCCCAGAGCGCGACGCAGCGGAUCCAGCACCUGGAGUCCCGACCGCCGCCACCACCGCCACCCCCACCGCCUCCGCCGUUGCCGCGGGUUCUACAACCUCCACCUCUCGGCGCGGCGCCCGCGACGCUUCCCCAACCCCCGCCUGGAUGGUUGGAUCUCAACACCGCUCCGCAGCUAUCGCCAUCUCCUGCGUCGAGCUCUAUGCUGCCCAAUGGGCACGGCCUUCCACACGAGCACCGGGAUGUGGGUGGUGGGAUCCUUGGAUUUCCACCACCGCUCCCGGUCACGGGUAUGCCUCUCACCAUUCCUUUACCUCAGCCGAUGGUUCACCCAGAUGCUGAUGGUUUUCAGUUACCGCGUUCCCCACCGAUACCCAAGGUUGAGUUUCCCAAAUUCUCUGGUGAUAAUCCUCGUUUGUGGCGUGACAAUUGCAACAUGUACUUCGAGGUGUAUGCGGUGCAUCCGGCCAUGAAGACGCGGUUCGCCAUCCUCAAUUUCAAGGGGGCCGCGGCGACCUGGAUGCAGACGGUGGAACGCCGGGCUCGGGUCACGGAUUGGCCAACUCUCUGUCAGCUCGUCUUGGACAAGUUCGACAAAGAUCAGUAUCAGAUUCAACUCAAGCGGCUGGAAUCUCUGAGGCAAACCGGGUCGGUUACAGAGUAUCAGACUGAAUUCGAGCAACUGUCUCACGGUAUUCUCCUCUAUAACCCUGCAUAUGAUGAUGUUAAUUUCGUGACUCGAUUUGUGGCCGGGUAA